GAAAUUUCGAUGAGGGGAAGAGCACAGAACCAGGAAGAUCAGGAGAGAGUUCGAUGGUCACCGGACGAAGACAAGAAACUUGCUGAAUAUAUGGAGAGACAUGGUGAGACUGGCUCCUGGAAAAAUGUCCCAACUCUUGCAGGCCUGAACAGGGAACCGAAGGCUUGUAGGCAAAGGUGGUACAGCAACGUGAAGCCUGGUAUCAACCAAAAGCCCUUCUCUGAAGAGGAAAAAGCCACCAUUAUCGAACUCCAAAAGCAGCAUGGCAAUGAGUGGGAAACUAUAGCACAGGAGAUGAGCGGAAGAACGGCUACUAAGAUCAAGAAUUUCUGGAAUUCCCAUCAGAGGAACAACCCACAAGUUUGUCCCAGGAACCCAGAUGGGAUCGGUAUUGAGCUUGCGAGUAUUCCAAAUGCAAGUUCCAUUCCUGCGCCGGUUUCAGCCUCACUGGAGCCCUCCAAGGCCGAUCAAGUAGUGGAGAUUGUUGAGGUCACCCCAGCUGACCAAGAAAUCGCCAACCGUUAUCCCAGUACUUCAACCACCUUUGAGCAUUGUGACGAUUUAGGUUCAGAAGGCAUUCCAGUCGAUAUUCUAUUUAACUGGAGCCCUCCAGACACUUCAGUCGAUAGUAUAUUUAAUUAGUACACGCAUGCCUACAUCGAUCUCCUUCAUGCUCAUGGAUCAUGUAACAUAAUAAAUUAAGACUCUGGUUUGUGUGAUCGUGUUGAUAGGGUACUUAGACCCUUUUCAACACAAAAUAAUGCUUCAUUUCUAGA
Molecule: messenger RNA, 776 nt
Organism: Vitis riparia (riverbank grape)
Lineage: Eukaryota; Viridiplantae; Streptophyta; Magnoliopsida; Vitales; Vitaceae
Product: transcription factor MYB92-like
Exons: 2
Coding region: 10-642 (210 amino acids)
Source: RefSeq, a predicted model, not a curated record